GCGACGCGCGCAGCUCCAGUUACAGUGUAGUCUUCAGUGAGUUGUGUGAAAUAGGAAGUGUGAGAGGGAGUAGCUAACUGGAACAACGAGAUACAUAAGCCGUAUGUGAGAAGUAUUGCCCGAUAGCGCAAGCACGAACGCAAGCAGUGCGUCUUCACACCAUGGUCAACGACAACAAAAUGAACGGCUUCGACAACCUGGCCUUCGACAGGAAAGAUGAGCCCAUAGAACUGAAAGAGUCUCAAGAGAGCGCCUCCAAUGCCUUUGGGGCGGCUAAGUCGGUCUUGGGAGCGAAGGUGCUCACGCCGGAGGAGAAGAAGGAGAGACUUGCUAUCACGAAGAAUAUCAUCAUCAUCUCUGUCGCUUUCACCUUCCUCUUCACCAGUUACAACUCCAUGGCCAACCUCCAGUCCUCCAUCAACAAAGUAGAUGGGACAGCAGCGUUGUCGACGCUCUACGGAGCCCUGGUACUCUCUUGUUGCUUUCUGCCUUCGUGGUUAAUCAAGACGCUCAAAGUCAAGUACACGAUGGCCAUCUGUAUGCUCUGUUACUCCACCUACAUCGCAGCGCAGUUCUACCCGCAGAUCUACACGUUGGUACCCACGGCCAUCAUUCUGGGGCUGGGGGCAGCGCCCAUGUGGUCCGCCAAGUGUACUUAUCUCACUAAGGUUGGAGCGAGGUACGCUGAGUUAGUCGGGGAUGACAAGGAGGUCAUCAUUACCCGUUUCUUCGGCAUCUUCUUCCUCUUCUUCCAGUCGACACAGGUGUGGGGCAACCUUAUUUCCUCCUCAGUGCUGUCUGUGGGCGUCGUCGACAAAUACAAAACACCGGAGGAGCUGGAGAAGUGCGGCUUCAACUUCUGCCCGUGGGACACCUCAGACAGCAACAGCACUAACAGCAGUAGCAGUACUGACGAUGAUAUUCCCAGGUGGCAGAUCUAUACUAUGGCUUCCAUCUACCUCGUUUUCUCCCUCCUCUCUUCAGUCAUCGUCGUCAUCUUCGUUGAUCCCCUCAGCAGAUUCGUGGGGAAUGAAACGUACGACGCAACAGCUGACAAGACGGGAGUUCAAUUACUGGUUGCCACCUUCAACCACAUGCGUCACCCCUACCAGCUGCUCAUCAUUCCCCUCACCAUCUGGUCGGGCGUCGAGCAAGCCUUCCUUGGGGCUGACUACACCGCUGCAUACGUGUCAUGUGGUCUCGGGGUACACAUGGUGGGAUACAUCAUGAUCUGCUACGGUGUGUGCGAUGCUGUCUGUUCCGCCAGCUUCAGUCCUCUCGUAAGAAUCGUGGGUCGGGUGCCCAUCUUCACCAUGGGCUUCAUUAUCAACCUCAGCAUCAUCAUUACUCUCAUCUACUGGAUGCCCACGCCUGACGACCUUCCUGUUUUCUUCAUCAUCUCCGGGCUGUGGGGCGUGUCUGAUGCUGUGUGGCAGACGCAGAUUAAUGCCCUCUACGGUGUAAUCUUCCCUGGAGAAUCAGAAGCAGCCUUCAGUAACUACCGCUUGUGGGAGUCGAUUGGGUUCAUCAUUGCCUACGCUUGCAGCACCGCCCUCUGCAUCACCACCAAAGUCACCAUCCUCCUUGUGUUCCUCGUGUUGGGCAUCACCGGAUUCUACACAAUCGAGAUUAUUGAGAGAUUCUGGGGGCUGAAGAAGACAAAAGAAGGGGUAGUAAUACCCAUAGAUAAGUUAUUAAUCGGGGUACAUGAGUGAACUCAAAACGCUUUGCUUUAUGUUAAUGAACAGUAUUAAUGUGGAGCGAUGACGAGCCGUUAUCCAAAAUAAUCUCGGUUGUGAUUUUCAUGUACUCAAUAGAAUACCUGUCUUUUUUAAUACGAACAAGCAUGAGUAUGGCGCAAAGUGUUGAACUAAAAGUGCCAGUAGAACUCAAAUGCGGCGAUAAUCGUGCUGAUCUUGGUGCAAUAGAUUCAAGUUACAUGAAUAAGGUUAAUGUGUUGAUCUCGAUACAAUAGCUUCAAGAUUUUAAAGCAAAAUGUUACCAAUUCCUGGCUCCUCACCUUACUUCCCUGCCUGUACUUCCUUACUUUCCCUCAGGACGUUUUUUUCUUUUCUUUACCCACCAUUUAACCUCUCCUUUGACCUCUCGAGUUUGACCUCAGGAUACUUGUUUGCUUAAUAAGGCAAUGUGUCUCUGAUUUUUUGUAUAUUUGAUAAAAUUCAGCCCUGGACACAACAGUUGCAGCGGCCUUAAAGGUUUCCCUGCAACAUGAAGUCUUUUUUCUACUUGUACAGCCAUUCACAACUACCUUGAUGGAUAAAGUGAACGUGUUGAUUUAGCUGCAAGAAACUGAUUUGGCAAUAGAGUUGUGGAAGAGUGGAACAAACUGGCUAACAUUAAAAAUAGGCUGGACAGAUAUAUAAGUGGUCAGACUAUAUGGUAACACAAUGGAAGCGUAGAAACAUUAUGUAAAUAAGAUACACAAUCCACCAGGGACUUUGAUAAAAUCUGAAAAAGUCAUAUAUUUCCCUUUUAAGGUUACAGGUGUUAUGAAAACAUCAAAUGCUCCUCUGUUUAGGAGUUCUGGCUAGUAGUAAUCUAAAACAAAGACAACAGUGCAUUAGUGUUCGCAAUAAAGCUAACAGAAUUCUUGGCUUCAUAUCUAGAAGUAUAAAUAAUAGAAGUCCUCAGGUUGUUCUUCAACUCUAUAUAUUCUUGGUUAGGCCUCAUUUAGACUAUGCUGCUCAGUUCUGGUCACCGUAUUACAGAAUGCAUAUAAAUGCUCUGGAAAACGUAGAGGAGGACGGCAAAGAUGAUCCCAUGUAUCAGAAAUCUUCCCUAUGAGGAUAGCCUGAGGGCCCUGAAUCUGCACUCUCUCGAAAGGCGUAGAAUUAGGGGGAUAUGAUCGAGGUGUAUAAAUGGAAAACAGGAAUAAAUAAAGGGGAUGUAAAUAGCUUGCUGAAAAUUUCCAGCCAAGACAGUGUAUUAAAAACAUUUAUACCUGUGUUAAGGUUACCUAUAUUCUGAAUACAUAAGAUGCUACUCUGUUAAGUUAUCGACGUGCUGUAGACACAAUCUGGUCCAGUGUUAAGCUUUCCGAUAUACUAAAAGUAACCCCCGGUUACUAAUCAGUCAACGAUUUGCCCAAAGAAAACUUCCGUGGUUUUUCUUAAGGUGGCCAAUAUAUAAAUCAAACAUUUGUGCAAUUUUUGGAACUUUAAACAAGUGCUCGCAAGAAGCGUUUGUUGAAAGCUCGAAGUAUUAACUUGUGUGAUGUACAAGGUCCCCGAUGUUAUGAAAUCAUGAAUGGGUCCUCUCUGUUAUGUUUAUACAUUUCAGGCAGCACUUGCUUCCCUCUAAACUCAGGAUGUGCCUGAGUGGAUAGGUGGUCAUUUAUUAAAGCCGCUUACUGGAUGCACCAGCUGUUCGCCACCUGAGUAGCUCGGGAUAGCUAUGCCCUUUACCAACGAGCUUUGUAUCAUCAUCUGCAAUACUGUGUUACUUAUUCGCUGACUUUGUGAUAAGUCUUCCUGUGAUUAUUGUGAUGUGAAAAUAAUGUAAAUAAAAAAUAAAUGUAAAUAAAAAACAAUGUAAAUAAAAAAUAAAUCGAAAAA
Cherax quadricarinatus is the source of this 3575-nucleotide messenger RNA. RefSeq names its product UNC93-like protein. Gene Ontology annotation, biological process: regulation of muscle contraction; regulation of potassium ion transport. Gene Ontology annotation, cellular component: plasma membrane; striated muscle dense body. Gene Ontology annotation, molecular function: potassium channel regulator activity. NCBI's taxonomy places the organism in Eukaryota, Metazoa, Arthropoda, Malacostraca, Decapoda, Parastacidae. The record is from RefSeq and is a predicted model, not a curated record.